This is a messenger RNA of Daphnia magna, 2353 nucleotides long. RefSeq lists its product as uncharacterized. The transcript is spliced from 9 exons. The coding region runs from base 811 to 2181 and encodes 456 amino acids. The record is from RefSeq and is a predicted model, not a curated record. NCBI's taxonomy places the organism in Eukaryota, Metazoa, Arthropoda, Branchiopoda, Diplostraca, Daphniidae.
GCAGGUGGGUAGUGCGCGUGAAAUUUGAAUUGCUAAUUCAAGAAGACCGUUGCCUGUCACGGAUUUAAGUUGCAGCGUAGUUUAUCGUGCCAUGUGAGGAAUAUUUGCAAUAACAUAUCGCAAUCAAUGUUACGUGACAACCUUGACGUUUAAUUCCUAAUCACACUACUUAACGAUGCGAUAUCUACACGAGCUACGUUUGUACUAUUUUUCUAUUUAAUACUAUUCCCAAAGCAAACUAAAUUUUGGAUGCAUACAUUGGCACGUUAUCGUGUUACGUAAACAAGUCACGCUACCACCCAUCAAGCCAAUUAAAAUAAAAAAAUCUGCCUGACAUUUUAAAGAUUUUUCUACCACGUCCUUUUCUUAGUUUCAAGUUCGUGAUAUCAAAAAGAAAAAUCUCUUUAGUUGAAAUUCAUCCAGAUUGAACUUCCGAGCAUGCCGUCGAAUGGUCAGGUGUAUGUGAUAUGUUUACGUCGCCUAAAAAGCCUUUUUUUCUCAAAGAUCUACCGGCAGAUUGCAAAAGACUCUCAAAACCUGAUUUUGCAUUUAUCUUGGAAUAUUUCAACAAAAGCUUAUACCUUGUGUGGAUGUAAUAUGUUUCACAGUAUACACCUGUUUGUUUGUUUCCUACACACCUAACGUGAAAACCCAUUAAAACGCAGCUAGAAAACAACAUUUUAGCAUAUAUUUACUGCACACAAUAAAUGAGGACGUCAUGACGACUUGGUUAACACGCGAGCCGUUUUCUUAACUGACGCUCAGUCGUCUUUUGAGUUAACACAGAGAUUAUUGUCUCCGCAUUCAAAGAUGUUAGCUCUAACGGUGUUGAUGUUCGGCUUGCCAUCGAAUUAUGUUUUCAACAGCAAUCACAUUUUUGGAGAGGAUAGAAGACAAGAUUACGUGUUAUUUCAUCCGGAUUCGUACAGGCCAGCUCGAUUCAGACGUCCAACAUGGAUCGAAGAACAGUCCCAACCGAGGAGAUACUCGGAGAUGGAAGACGAUCCAGGUAACAAAGCGCUGUCUGGCUAUAUCGAUAAAUUAUCUUUGCUUCAAGAUCGGAUUCAUUCGAAUAGCAAAAAAAUGCUUUCGAAAAUGAGGAAUGUAAACCCGUUAUCAAGUUUUAUGCCUUGCACUGCAACGCGUGGCAAUUUGAGGUUCGAAACUGGAGUUUGUCUUCUUGCUCCAGUCUGUUCGUUUUACGGAGGCCGGCCAACGACAGGCAAUUCUUGUCGAAUGGGAUUAACCUGUUGCGUCAAUGAGAUUCCCAGUUGCGGUCAGUUGGUUACAUUCAAUAACACGUAUUGGCAAUCACCAAACAAAAUCAAUUCGGAAAGCAGUUGCAGUUUGACCGUCAAGUUAGAUGAAUAUCUCGUGGAACAAAGGAAACCCAUUUGUCAACUACGACUAGAUUUUUUAACGUUUUCAAUUGCCCAACCCAAUGCGGAAACUGUUUGUGAUGUGGACAACUUUAAAGUGAUUGGAGCAACCAAUAAAGUACCGAUAAUUUGCGGUGAAAAUCACGGACAGCACAUGUAUCUGAUGCUCCCGCGUAGUUCCACAACUGUGGACUUGCAAAUAACCAUCGGUAGUUCGACAACACAUCCUGUUUGGAGAAUCAAGAUUUCUAUGCUUUCAUGUGACUCUGAAUUCUUAGCUCCGGAAGGUUGUUUGCAAUAUUUUACAUCGCCAUCGGGGAUAAUCACGACGUUUAAUUGGAAAGACACGUCAGGUAGAACAACAAGGCAACUUGCUAAUCAAGAUUAUUACAUUUGUUUUAGGACAGAAACGGUACAAAGACAAUCAAGUUCGCAAAUCGCUACGACUUUAUGUCUAUCGCAAUGUCAUGUGGCCAAUGGUCUUUCGUUCAGCCUGUCCGGAGAUGUGGAAGAGACUAGCCAAAGAGCUGGAGCAAGAUCGUGUAGUAACGAUUACAUUGUCUUUCCUGGAGGAUUCAGUUUGCCACCGAGUGCUCCAUUGAACCAACGCGAUCGUUAUUGUGGGACUCUUCUUUCUCAAGCUGAAUCGUCUACCGUGUCUCAAACUAUUUGCAGUACUGCCAAGCCUUUUCGGUUGCUCUAUCGAACAAACGGUGACGAAAGAGUGUCCAGAAUGAAAGAUACUGAUCCGUUUUUAGGCAAUCAAGGAUUCUGUUUGAAUUUUGAGCAGAAACCAUCGUAGAAUACCCGUAAAAAAUGAUGUCAUUUGCCACGCAUUGAAAACCAAUGAACAUAAUUUAUUCUAAAGCUUCUUAAACAAUUUAAAGCACGUAGGACGUCAUGUCAAUUAACUUUAUUCAAGUUUGGCCGGUUUUUAACAUUUCCUCAUAAUACAAAAGUCAAUUCAUGCCAAA